This is a messenger RNA of Drosophila innubila, 871 nucleotides long. RefSeq names its product reticulon-1-A. NCBI's taxonomy places the organism in Eukaryota, Metazoa, Arthropoda, Insecta, Diptera, Drosophilidae. The record is from RefSeq and is a predicted model, not a curated record. Bases 10 to 801 code for a protein of 263 amino acids. The transcript is spliced from 2 exons.
CAUUUGAGAAUGGAAUUUAACAAAGAUAAGCAGGAGAAUAUUCUUGACUCGUUGGAUGCAAUGCCCAAUGGCGAAUUGAAGCAGUUGCUUCUCUGGCACAAUUGGCCCAAGACGGCGAUAUUCUUCUUCGUGAUAUUGAUGAUCCUUUUGGAUAUUGCCUCCAAUUCGAUCAUCAGUGUGGUAAGUGUCGCUGGAGUGCUGAUAUUAUCGAUAAGCAUUUGUUAUUGCUGUUAUGUGUGGGGCAUGCGAAAGUUGCGAAAGAGCAACAUUAUGGAUCAUCCCUAUCAAAGCUAUCUGGAGACUGAUCUGAGCAUUUCCGAAGAAACAGCAGCUCGUUUGGCGCGUCUAAUUGUGGUUAAGCUUAAUCCAAUCAUAUUACAACUGCGCUCAUUGUUCCUUAUUGAGGAUCUGCUAGAUUCGCUGAAACUGCUGGUGAUGCUUUGUGGCCUCAAUGUUGUUGGGGACUACAUCAAUGGAAUGACAUUGUUGGUGCUGGGCUUUAUUUUGAUUUUCACGCUGCCAAAGCUUUAUGAGUGGAAGAAGCCCAUGAUAGACAUGCAACUUCAGCACUUGCAACGCUUUAAGACUCGCUUAUUUGGCAGCAAAAAGAAGACCCAUUCCUCAGCUCCUACUGCCACCGUUGAUCCACAGGUUAUUUCCUCAAAACUCAGACAGAAGACCAAUGACAUUGAUAGUGUGCCCCAACCCAACAUUGGUCAGUUUAUUUCCACUGAACAGGAAUAUGUCUGGCAGCAACAGGACAUGCCCCAUGAGGACUAUAUGCACUACAAGGAUCAGUAAGCUGUCAAUUAGAUGUUUUGAACAUUUCACGUUAUUUGGCAGAUCGAUCAAUAAAAAAAAAUUAAAUAAA